Messenger RNA from Carassius auratus (goldfish), 1569 nucleotides. Its product is annotated as small integral membrane protein 13. Lineage: Eukaryota; Metazoa; Chordata; Actinopteri; Cypriniformes; Cyprinidae. The record is from RefSeq and is a predicted model, not a curated record. Bases 214 to 480 code for a protein of 88 amino acids. The transcript is spliced from 3 exons.
AUGGUAAGAAUGACCGCUUCCGGGUCACCCCGAGAUUGAGCGUGUUGUUGAGGAUUGAGUUCGCUGUUUUCUUGUUCUUCUCUUUUCUCUGUUAACGGCGCAAUGAUGUAAAUAAGGAGAACAUUUGAGGAUCUCCAUGACAUGCGCUACCGGCCUCCGUCCCGCGAGAUUCGGCCUGAAGACUGAGGCGUGAACGUCUGGAAGAAGAGGAGGAUGUGGCAGAGUGUUGGUUUGACCGUGUUGGUGAUCGUGGCCACGCUGAUAUGUGUCCUCCUCUUCAUGCUCUUCGGGUGGUACGUGGUGUGGCAGCUCUUCCUGUCUAAGUUUAAGUUCCUGCGGGAGUUGGUGGGAGACACCGGUUCUCCUCAGGCUGAGACCGAGCCCUCCGAGUCCGAGAGUGAACGCAGCUCGCCCCCGACGCCCCGCCACAGACCCAAAAGCGCUCGCCAAAGGAUCGUCCCUCCUGACAGCACUACAUAGAGCCCUGAGCCAGAUCUCCUCCAGUUCACCGUCAGAACCCUUAUGCUGUUUUAGGCUGGACGUGAGGUCAUGCAUCAGUCACUGUGCUCUCCCUCACAUCCUCUCAUCAUGGUCACACUCGUUCACAGUCGGUCUGAAGGCAGGGGCUGAGUCACAUGUUCAUGUCCCGACUAACACGCUGCUACCCUCCACUCCGGACGUAUAGUAUGUUUACGUGAGAGUGCAUCCAUAUGUAUUUGUUAUUGUUUAACCAAUCUGUUAAUGACUCAAGCUCACAAAAAAACAAGCUGAUGACUGAAGGUCCAGUGUUUCUGGGAGCUAACAGCACUACUGUUCACAAUGUCUGGAAGCUGUUUCUGCCAAAGAAUAAUCAUAGUAAAAAUAAAAGGUAAUUCUGACUUUUUAUCUCACAAUUCUGAUGGAAAAACUGAAUUGAAAGAUAUAAACAUUUAACAAAUAUUACUUAUUUUUUUCAGUUUACAUAAAAAUGCUAAUUGCAUUUUUGUUUCACAACUCUGACUUUUUUCAUACAAUUUUCAUACAAUUUUUUAGAAUUUCAUGGCAUAAACAAAAAGACAAAUGUGUAAAUUGUGGAGAAAAAAAAACUCACAAUUGUAUUUAAAAAUUCAGGUCGUAAUUACUUUUUAAUUCAUUUAUUUAUUUUUCAUAACUGAAACAGGCUUCCAUAACAAUUUGUCCAACAAGUGCAAUGACCGCUUCUUUAUUUGCCACAAAGUAAUCAUCAUUUUGACAGGACUGCACACCCUAACAAUGUUAAGAAUAGGCACAUUAGGAUGAUGUUGUUGUCAAAUUUCCUUCGCUCCCAACACAGCGUAGUGCUUUAUGAUGGCAGCCAUCAGUCCCCUCCGCUCCGGCUUGGGUUGAAGUCGUCCUGUUUGAGCGGAUGGAUCUGGGAGACUCCCAUCUUUAGAGAAGCAUUAGAGCUAGAACUGCCUGACACUGUCCACAGGGCAGCUUCUGUAGAAAUGAUCACCAGUGUAGACGGUCACAUGGUCUUUUUCUGUCUUUUUUUUGGUCCCUUUUAUGACAGUAGAUGUUUUCCCUUCAUAAUAAAUAUAUUUCAUAAAA